AUGGGCAUUUGUGCUUCAAACAUUCGGACAACCACGCUGGAGCCAGCCUCCUCUCAAGACGAUGGAAAAACGAAAAAGCUCUAUGUUUCUUCAACGAAAACGACACAACAUCCUACUGACAAACAGCCCAUGGAGAAAACUCGGACGGAUCUCACAAAACAUGAAGAUGAUAAGCAGACAGGAGAAAACAAAGUAAUUAGAACUUCAACAAAAGACAACAUCACGGAUCCAAGCAAUCCAAAUAUUCAAGGUAAUUCCAAACCUGCAGAUGACAGCAAAGCUCAAAAGAAAACUGCUAAUCCAACAACAAACUCAAAUAAUGUAGCAUCGCCAUCACCCAAUGGCGAUUUCAAAAUUUCUUUUUCCGAGCAAGGAGACAAAUAUCUAAGUGUACAAAAGUGGUUAAACGAGGCAGUUUUAAACGAACAUUCACCCAAUCCCAUUCUACCGAUUGGUGGAGUUUUUAUACAUAACAUGCCGCCAGAGGAAAAGAAUUCUCUGACAUCCCAUACCAAUCCCAAAGCUGAGGAAGACGAAACUAGUUCACUAUCUACGUUUAAACGGCACAAUAGUAUGAUACCUUCAACAAAGCACUAUGAAAUCUCAUAG
Messenger RNA from Naegleria fowleri, 609 nucleotides. RefSeq lists its product as uncharacterized. The record is from RefSeq and is a predicted model, not a curated record. Bases 1 to 609 code for a protein of 202 amino acids. The transcript has a single exon. NCBI's taxonomy places the organism in Eukaryota, Heterolobosea, Eutetramitea, Acrasida, Naegleriidae.